CCAUAAACCCUGAAAUACUUUCAUCCGUACAGAAGUGGCGUAUUUUACAAAUAGUGAGAUCAGUAGUUACAGGUGGGAUGCAAUAACCAGUGUGAGACAAAGAGAGAGACUGAGGUUAUCAUGGACUCGUGGAUCUUCCCAUCAUCCCCUCCGAACCUGUCGGACCACCUCAUGUAUGACAGCUUCAUGCAGGGGAAUGAGUCUGACCUCCACGGGAAUUACACAGACCACAGCUUCAACAGAAUCAGUACAGUGGUCAUCACCUGCAUGUACUUUCUGGUUUGCACUGUGGGGCUGUGUGGAAAUGCCCUCGUCAUCUACGUCAUCCUGCGCUACGCCAAAAUGAAGACAGUCACCAACAUCUACAUCCUCAACCUGGCGGUGGCUGACGUGCUGUUCAUGCUGGGCCUGCCAUUCAUUGCCAUCCAGUUGGCGCUGGUCCACUGGCCCUUUGGUCCCGUACUCUGCAGGGUGGUGAUGACCGUCGACUCUCUGAACCAGUUCACUUCCAUCUUCUGCCUGAUGGUCAUGAGCAUCGACCGCUACCUGGCUGUGGUGCAUCCAAUCAAGUCCACAAAGUGGCGCAAGCCUCGCAUGGCCAAGACUAUCAAUUUAGCAGUGUGGGGGGUGUCGCUGAUGGUUAACCUGCCCAUUGUUAUCUACAGCGGCAUCAUCACAAAACAUGACGGCUGUUUUUGCACCAUCGUGUGGCCUGAGCCUCAAGAAGCCUACUACACCGCGUUCAUGUUCUACACCUUCAUCCUGGGCUUCUUUCUGCCCCUCAUGGUUAUCUGCCUUUGCUACUUGUUCAUCAUCAUCAAAGUGAAGUCCUCAGGCAUCCGUGUGGGCUCCUCCAAGAGGAAGCGCUCGGAGAGGAAGGUGACUCGGAUGGUGUCCAUUGUGGUGGCAGUGUUUGUCUUCUGCUGGCUGCCUUUCUACAUCUUCAACGUCACCUCAGUAACAGGCACCAUCAGCACCACUCCCAUCCUGAGGAGCACUUUUGCUUUUGUGGUGGUACUAGGAUACGCUAACAGCUGCGCCAACCCCAUCCUCUAUGCUUUCUUGUCAGAGAACUUCAAGAAGAGCUUCCAGAAUGUUCUCUGUCUUAAGAAGGUGGGAGGGCUGGAUGAGGUUGAACGCAGCGAUAGCCGGCAGGAUAAAUCUCGCAUGAUGAAUGAUCCGACGGAGACCCAAAGUACUCUGCUGAAUGGCGACCUGCAAACCAGCAUCUGA
Molecule: messenger RNA, 1233 nt
Organism: Toxotes jaculatrix (banded archerfish)
Lineage: Eukaryota; Metazoa; Chordata; Actinopteri; Toxotidae
Product: somatostatin receptor type 2-like
Exons: 2
Coding region: 121-1233 (370 amino acids)
Biological process (GO): cellular response to glucocorticoid stimulus; cellular response to estradiol stimulus; neuropeptide signaling pathway
Cellular component (GO): neuron projection; membrane
Molecular function (GO): neuropeptide binding; somatostatin receptor activity
Source: RefSeq, a predicted model, not a curated record